AUGCAGCCUAUUUCCCCCGAGUCCACCGUGUCGACCGUCUCGAUAGACGAAGCUAAGGGCUCUCCUCUAGUUUUGCUACAUCAACAUUCUCUCGAGCUUACCCCGGAUGGAAAAUAUGUGCGAUGGCUCCGUGAUCACCCUAAACAUCCUCGCAAUUGGUCGGCGCCUCGAAAGGCAUACGAUCUUACUCUCAUUUGCUUGUUAGAUCUCUUCAUUACAGCAUCAAGCACCGCGGGUUCGGCUGCUGCUGCACAAGCUCAACAUGAAUAUAAUUUGAGUGAAACACUCGCCACGUUUAUCUUCGUGACCAUCUUUCUUCUCGGCCAGGUGGCAGGCACCAUCUUAUUCCCGCCCUGGUCGGAGGCCUUCGGACGCAAGAAUAUGUACAUCUUUAGCAGUGGUUUGAGCGCUAUUUGUUGCAUGAUCAUUGGUCUUGUUCGACCAAUGCCCGCUAUUAUCGUGAUGCGCAUCGUUGCCGGUCUCCUCUCCGCGAUCCCUUAUACCAUCAUUGGCGGAAGUAUUGAAGACAUGUUCAACACGAGAGGUCGAAUCUGGGGCAUGUAUUGCUGGACUAUUGCAUCCAAUAUCGGUCUCACUCUCGGGCCCAUCAUGAGCACCUUUACUAUUUCAGACCUUGAUUGGCGCUGGAACUUCUACAUUUUCGCUAUCAUCAUUGCCUCGAUCACUGGUGGACUGUGUCUUAUCCGUGAAUCUCGACCCGCCUUGUUAUUAGCUCACGAGGUCAAAAAGGUCUCAGAAUUGACCACUGUGGACUCGAUCCCACCACCGCUCAACCACGAUCACAUCCCCGAUCUCCACACUUUUGUAAGGGAAUCUCUCCUCCGUCCCGCUCAGCUGUUCUUCCGAGAGCCCAUCAUCUUCCUCGUUGCGAUGAUGAUCGCCGUCGCCAUGUCUCUCAUCUACAUCUUCACGGAAGCCCUCCAACCAAUCUUCGAAUCCAUGGGCUUCAAAAACACCGACGCAUCCCUCUUCUUCAUUCCCAUCGCCCUCGGCACAGUCCUCAGUGCAUUUACCCGGUUACUUGAUGAAUACAUCCUCGACUACCUCCGCAAACAGGGCCAACCUAUCAAGCCAGAGCACAAACUAGCAGGUUUAGCAAUCGGCGGCCCAAUCCUGGCAAUUGGUCUAUGGUGGUUCGCUUGGACUAUUCCAGCUGCCGUUCAUACUCCCUGGAUCGUCCCAGCGAUCUCCCUCGUGUUGGUCGGAUAUGCCCUCACAGAGCUGGAUACCACGCUGUACGGGUACAUUUCAGAUAGUUAUCUGAGCUAUUCCGCUAGUGCCACUGCGGCGGUUGCUUUCGUGCGAGCACUGCUGUCUGGUACAUUCCCGCUCUUUACGGAUCAGAUGUUUGAUGGACUGGGUAACAAUGUUGCCAUGUCGGUGCUUGCUGCUGUGGCGACUCUUUUCUGUAUCGUGCCGCCUCUGUUCAUUAUUUAUGGUGAGAGAAUUCGCCAGGCUAGUAAGUUUGCACGGUAUAGCUGGGAGAUUCAACAGGAGCUGGGUAAAGAUGAGGAUGAUAUGUGA
Messenger RNA from Penicillium salamii, 1545 nucleotides. Lineage: Eukaryota; Fungi; Ascomycota; Eurotiomycetes; Eurotiales; Aspergillaceae. The record is from the annotation of a GenBank genome assembly.